AUGCCUAAAGUGCUCAGCUUGCCCUCGAUGCGGUUUAUCCCUCAAGUACCUAAGACACAGUCUGAAGAUGGUUCAGGACCAGCUAAAGACAUAGAAACAUUGGAACCCAAAGCUGAUGCCAUCUCAAGCAUGCCUCAAUACACAUGGGAUGAUUGUGCUUAUGAAGUUUUAAAACAAUUGAAUUUACUUGAGUAUCAUAACAGAACACUUUCACUACAGAAUGUUCUAGCAGUUAGUUCUAAAUCCCUGGAAGGAUGUGCACCUAAGUCAUUAGAAGAUCUUCCAUGGUAUUUUCUUUAUAAGGUAAUGAGGUCUGAUUCUAAUGCAGUCAAUAUAAAAUGUAGUUCUGAUGUUCUGCAGUCUGACAAUUCAGAUUCCAAAUCUGACACAGAUGAUGAUAUUAUGACUGGUACCCAUCCAUCAGUUACCUGGAUCCAUCCAUUAGAUUUAAUAGUCUCAGUGUUUCUCUGUUCAAAUCCUUUGUUACAAACGGAGCUCAUGGUAAAAAUGUCUGCAUGUCAGUUUGCAUUGCCACUCUUACUACCCAAGUGGAAUAACAGUUGUACCUUCCUUCUGUGGGGUCAGGAAACCCAUGCUACAAAUUUUGUUGAAACUUUAAACACAACAACUGAAUUUUUGAAAUUUACGUUCAAAUUUUCAGAGAAGGAAAUAGACUACCUUGACGUCAAGUUGACUAAGGACCCCAGGAACAGCACUUUGACAUCAACAGUGUUUAGAAAAACUACGUACUGCAAUUCUUUCCUGCACUUCACCAGUUUCCACCCGUAUAAACAGAAACGGUCGAUUGUUAAAGGACAACUGGUGAGGGCAGGGAGAAUGUGCAGUACUAUGACAGAUUUCACUAUAGAAUGUGAAUUGUUGAAGGAAAUGUUUAAGAACAGGGGUUAUCCUGACCAAUUGUUAUACGAUUUGAUUGAGGAAGUUACUAAUAAAAGACUUAAUGGCUUUUAUAAACCUUUAUUAGUACAAACCACUCUUAAUCAGAUUGACGAUCAAACUGACAUAAACCUUAUAGGGUUGAAUUUGAGUAAUGAGGAACCUGAAGUUACGCCUAUUGUAAAGGAAAGUGAUUUUGGUUUAAGCUUUAUCACUACUUUCAGUAGAAAUUCUAAAGAAAUUUCAGCUAUAAUACAAAAAGCAGAAUAUGAUUCCUUGAACAAUUUGAAACUAAAUAGAGAGAUAGUAAUCACCAAUGCAGACAAGGGAGGGGGAGUAGUGGUGUUGGACAGACAUGAAUAUGUGACUAAUAUAGAAAACACUUUACAACAGAAUAAGACAUAUCAAGAAUUGCAAUUGGAGGGGGUCAUGAGAAUUAUUAAUAAAGUUAGCACUGAGCUAUAUGAUAUUUUAAUGUGCCGACAAGUGAGUAAAGAGAUGUUUGACUUUUUACACAUUAAUGAACCGCUGAUACCAACACUGAAAGGUCUGCCCAAGAUACAUAAACAAAUAGAACCAUUACCCAUGAGACCUAUUGUCUCGGGCAGACAAUGGGCUACCUAUAACAUCUCCAUAUUCAUAGAAAAGAUGUUGAGGCCACUAGUGGAUGAUACACAGCACAUUUUAAAAGAUACACAACAUCUGCUGAAAGAUCUUGAAUCUUAUGAUAGUAUAGAAAAGAGGAAUGGAAAAUUAUUAUUAGUUACUUUAGAUGUUCGUGACUUGUUCACCUGUAUCCCGAAUGACUACGGAACCCAGGCAAUUAGAGAAUUGCUGGUGAACAGUAGUAAAUACUCAAGGAAUAGACAAAUAUUAAUAAGUCAGUUACUUGAAUUGGUAUUAGAGUGUAAUGUAUUUAUAUUUCACAAUAGAUACUAUUUACAAACAUGGGGUGUCGCUAUGGGCACCCCAUGUGCCAAUUCAUACGCAAAUCUGGUACUGAAAUACUGGGAACAGGAACACAUCUUUAAUAGUGAAUGGAUGACAUAUAUACGGACAUAUAAAAGAUUUGUAGAUGAUGUGUUUUUGGCAUGGGAUGGUACAGUUGAAGAACUGAAUAGAAGUAUGCAAAAUUCACAACCGCAAAAAUCUGAUUGCGAUAUAGUACAGAAUGGAGUAACAGAGAACAGUGGACAGAAAAACAGAAGAAUUAAUGGAAGGGAGGCCCUAGUAUUGAGCAUUCAUAGUGGAUGGCAGGAAGAGUCUGAAAGGGAUAUGGUAACCGAUCUUUUGGGUGAGGCUAGGAUUGAUGCCUCUAUGGAAGAGAUCACCAUAUCAUCGCAGUUAACUCCUUAUCAAGUCCAGGAGAUAAAAAUUAUAUUGCAGGAAUUUGGGGAUAUGUUCACAUGGAAGCCUGGAUGUACUGAUUUGGUGCAGCACCAUGUGGACACAGAACUCCAAAAACCUAUUAAGCAGGUUCCUUAUAGAGUAUCUGGGAGAAUGAAGCAGACUCUGAAAGAAGAAAUAAGGGAAAUGCUAGAAGUGGUGGUUAUUCAAGAGUCUAACAGUCCUUGGGCUUCCCCAGUAGUGCUAGUGCCAGAGAAGGAUGAUGAAAAAGAAGCAGCCCAAGCAGAUGGAAAUAUUUGUUGUGACAAAAAAACAAACACACCUGCAUGGAAUACUUGUUUGCAAGAUAAUGACAAAGCAAAAGAGAAAUCUGAAUUUCUGAGUGAUAUCAGCUUGGACAGGCACACAUGGAACAGUCAUGCUGAUGAAGUGUUAAUACAAAUGGAUUUAAUUAAUUACUGUAAAAUGAAGCUUUCCUUGAGGAAUGUUCUAGAAAUUAGUGCUGAAUCUUUGGAAGGGUGUGCACCAGAAUCUCUAAAACAUCUUCCAUGGUAUUUUCUUAGGAAAAUAAUGAGAUCCGAUUCCACUGCAAUGAAUAUAAAAUAGCUAAAAGGUAUCGUCACUAAAGAUGAGCUGUGGGAGUUGGAAUCUGAAAAUAAUGUAACAGUUUCCUGGAUACACCCAUUAGAUUUAAUUGUGUCAGUGUUUCUCUGUUCAGAUGCUCUGUUACAGCAAGAGCUCAUGGUAAAAAUGGCUUCAUGUCAACUUGCUUUACCACUCUUACUACCUACAUGGAACAACAGUUGUACCUUCCUUCUGUGGGCACUGCGCUCAGUUAAAAAGAAGUGGAACCCUGUAGGUGGCACUGGGUUCCAGGAAGGACAUGUGGUUUCACUGAAAUUUCCAACUUGCUCAUUCCUAAGGAUAGGCAACAUCAGUGUGUCAAAGUCUAAAACACUGAAUGACAUACUCAGCAACAAACAGCAAUAUCAGAACAUCUUUCUCCAUUACCAGAUGGACUGUGGAGAUUUACCCAGGAAAAUUUCUGAAGGCCUUGCAGAGGUCACAUGGUACUUACCCUGUGGCUCUGUAAGCAUUGAUGUUUUCACACGACCAUUUCAAAUAAUUAACCUCCGUGGUGAUGGCCAAAGAGCACCAGAACAAGUUAAAUUUUUAACACAAGUCUCGUCUGCUGUCUUUGUGUUCCUUGAUGAUAUUACAGAGUCAAAACUUCAGUACUAGGAAAACUUUGCACAAAGCAAUGCACAGCUCUAUCUUGUAUUAACCUCAGAUGUUACAUCAGAGUCUUCAAAGAAUUUACUAAUGACUUUUGUAAAAAAGUUUUCUUUGCUCAAAAAACAUGUCAUUAUGAAACACAAGGAGAAUGAUUGCAGGUUUACACAAAAACUUCAAUUCACACUACAGUCGGCUGUGGAUCAGUGUGACGGAGGAAAUAUUUUAUGUUUAGAGGAAAUGAUUUCUGUGGCACGGCAUUGUAACAUUCACAUAGAUGAAGAUGAUGAUAAAAAAGUUACAUCUACAAAGAAAUUGUCUGAAAAAUGUAUUGCCCUUAUUAAACAUGAAGAUGUAUCAUGUUUCAAAUGCAGCAAUUUCAGCUUUCAAGGUGAAUCCUGCAAGAAACUGUCAGAUAUUGAGAAGGAGCAAAGCUGUUUAAAAAACUGUUCAGGAAAUGUGGAAAUUUAUAACACAAAGUUAGAAAGAAAAAAGAGAGAGUUAAGAUCGUCUUUGUUACAAAAAGAUCUUCCUGAAAUUAUGAAAAGCUUCAUUCACAGUCUGGCCAAUUUAUCUGGGACUGAAAGACAACUUUUUCUUCAGUGGCUGAAGCAAAAGUUAGAUUCACAAUCUCGAACAAAAAUGACUGAUUUAAGAUGUCGGUACAAGAGUACAUAUGAAGCAUUAAUCAAUACAGAAAUACAGGCAGAAAGAGAACAAAACCAGAUUGAACUUAAAAAGACAAAUGAUGAACUCAGUAUUGCCUCACUAGGGCUAGAACAUUUCAUGCGUGAAGUGGGACAGAUUUAUGAAACUAUAAUAACUGAAAAUGUUGAAUCAUUUCAAGGAAUUCCAUCUAUUGACACUUUAGCGCAUAAGGCUGCAGAAAUAAUGCUAGAUGGUUUACUGCUGGAACUUCUUGAUGGAGAUGCUGGUACCAUACCAAUACACUGGGUAACAGCUGUUCUAAAACAAGUUUCUGCACUUGUAGGAGCAGAUAAACGUGCAUUUGUACUGACAGUGUUAGGUGUACAAAGCACUGGAAAGUCGACUUUGCUGAACACAAUGUUUGGGUUGCAGUUUGCCGUGAGCAGUGGGAGAUGCACAAAAGGUGCAUUUAUGCAAUUGAUUAAAAUCAUAGGUAGCUUACAAUCACAGCUGGGCUACGAUUUCCUCAUGAUUAUUGAUAUUGAAGGAUUAAAAGCCCCUGAGUUACAGAGUUUAAUAGAUGCUUAUGAGCAUGACAAUGAACUGGCAACAUUAGUGAUUGGACUAAGUGAUAUGACCUUGCUAAAUAUAUCCAUGGAACAUUUUGCAGAAAUGAAAGAUAUAUUGCAAAUUGUUCUGCAUGCCUUUAUCAGAAUGAAAGAGAUUGGAAAGAAGCCAGUUUGGGUGUUUGUUCAUCAGAACGUUGGUGACAUCUCUGCUCAUGAUCAAAACCUGAUGGCACGCAAACUUCUAAUGGACCAGUUAGAUGAAGUUACAAGAGCUGCAGCAAAAAUGGAAAAAUGUGAGGAAAAUUUUAAUAAAUUUACUGAUAUUAUGGCCUUUGACGCUAACACAUCCAGUGGAUAUAUUGCAGGCCUUUGGCAUGGUUGUGGCCCUAUGGCAUCUGUUAGUAAAGGAUACAGUACAAGUAUAUUUAAUCUGAAGAAGGCCUUAUUUAAAGCCAUUAAGACCUGCAGUGAAUUCAGGACAACAUUUAUUGACUUCUCCAAAGUGAUCGAUGAUAUGUGGAAUGCAGUGAAAAUGGAAAAUUUUAUAUUUAGUUUUAAAAACAGCUUAGCAGCUGAGGCCUACCAUCACCUUACAAUGGAAUAUGCUGACUGGGAUUGGGAGAUGCGAAGAGCUGUGCAGGAGUGGACAGUGGGGGCUGAAAAUAUAAUUGAAGCUUCUGAAACUGACAUAUAUAGGUCAUUAGAAACAGAACUCACUGAACUGGUUACAGAAACUCAAAAUGUUGCACUUGAGCAUCUGGAAAAGUAUUUUAACAAAACACAGCUUCUUGUAGAAUACAGACAAAGAUUUAUUAAUAGCAUUGAAAUUCUUGCAAAAGAGUUGAUCAUUUCUGCCUCAGACAGGUGCCAAGAUGCAAACCGGAGAAACAAAAGUAUUAAGGAAAUCAAAACUCUGAAAGUAAGUUACAAAAUAAAACUUAAAGAGAGUAUUUUUGAACUAUUGAAAAACUGCAAACAAGAGACCUCUAAACUAAAUGAUAAUCAAUUAUUAUUUUUUUCAAUGAAGUGUGGGAUAAAGAAACUAGUUCUAUCCCGGUUCCUCCACCCAAGAAUAUUAAUAUUGAGGCAGAUAUGGAGAGCAUACCAGAACAGUUGGCGCAGCGAGCAGGGUCUGUGGUUUGCAGUAGACAUCUCACAACAGCCAAUGUUUUUUCCAUUAAAGCAUAUAGGUGUAGGGUUAAAUAAGAAACAUCUUACAGAUACCAAAAGUAAGGGAGGGGCAAAUGUUGAAUUGCCAGCAUUAUUUGGAAAAUGGGACCCCCUUGCUAAGGUAUUGAGUCAAGUUUCACCUCCUCCUUCCCCAAAAUACUCACCAGCAAAACCAGUAGACCCUGAGGAACUAGCAAAGGCCUUAUCAGGUUUAAAGUUGGAGGAUAAGGGGGAAAAGGUGAAAGAGGGGGUGGGGGCAGCCGGAUGGCUGUUCUUUGAAGCAAUACAGGAGUUAGACAAGGAUGUAGAAGAUUUGAAAGUAAAAAUUCUAGAAUUAGAAGACCAGUGUAAAGAACAUGCACACACCCACCGAUUGGAUAGGGAUGCCUUGGAGAAGGCAGAUGUGGAACUGGCUAUGGCAGGACAGGAGGCAGAGCAUUGGAAGACUAAUUCAAGUGACUCUGGCCAAUUGACUGUGAUAGCUCCUGUACCAGAACACAUUUUGGGAAUAGAUGUUCUAAAGGGUAGGACCUUAGAAACUACAGUAGGGCCAUUUAGAUUUGGAGUACGGCACUGUUCAGUCAAUGCAGUCAAGGCUGUUGUUCGAGGUGAUGCUAAGUGGGAACCUCUGCAUAUUCCCACACCAAAAGUGGUGACCAACAUUAAACAAUAUCGUAUUCCAGGGGGCCAUUCAGAAAUUACUGAAACAAUCCAGGAAUUACUUCGAGUUGGCAUACUCGAACUGACUGUGAGCCCAUUCAAUAGCCCGGUGUGGCCAGUCAAAAAACCUGAUGGUUCCUGGCGUAUGACAGUAGAUUAUCGGGGCUUGAAUAAAGUGGCUCCACCUUUAACUGCAGCAGUACCGGACAUUGUUACUAUUGUUGAAAGACUUUCUUCUUCUGCUGGGCCGUACCAUGCAGUUUUGGACUUGGCAAAUGCUUUCUUCUCCAUACAUAUAGCAGAAGAGAGUAGGGCUCAAUUUGCAUUUACUUGGGAGGGGAGGCAAUAUACCUUCCAGGUACUUCCACAAGGAUAUCUACACAGCCCAACACUCUGCCAUGGGCUGGUGGCCAGAGACCUGGCUAAGUUGCAGUUAAAUAAAGUGACUGUAUUUCAUUACAUUGAUGAUAUCCUGAUUACAGGAGAAAAGCCAGAUGUAGACAUUGCAUUGAAAACACAACAAGAUUGGAAAAUCCAUGGUAGACCUUUGUGGGGAGGGUCAGAAGAUUGGCAACAGAUCUGGGAGAAGGCACAACGGUGCCAUAUUAGUGUUGAUCAUGUGGAUGCUCAUGCAUCACUUGUGGCAGAUGAAAGAAGGCAUAAUCAGCAAGUAGAUAAAAUGGCUGCAGUACGUACUGUUGAGGAGAAGCCUGAGGAUAUCAGCAUGGCCAGUGACCAAGGCAGUCACUUUACAGGAGCAGAAGUCCAAGAAUGGGCAAAGGAAAAUGGAGUUCGAUGGGUGCUACAAAUACCAUAUCAUCCCCAGGCUGCUGGUUUGAUUGAAAGGUACAAUGGACUUCUUAAAGAACAGAUUCGUAUGAAUACAAGUGACAGAACUUUGCGAGGAUGGGCAAAGGUACUGGAACAAGCUAUUGUUGCCACUGUUUGGGAAGACACCGACUCUUACCAGCGAAGACACCUAGAUGGACCAUAUGAGUGUCAUGACCCUAUUCCUCUGUUUAGUGUGGGAGACAUGGCUAAUCUGACAGGGGACUGUGACUUUUAUUGGAAGCUGGGAAAAGAUUUGUUUGCAGUGACUACCAAACCUGCCUUGACAUGGAAUUUGACCAGCACAGAAUACAUCACAACUGUUUGUAGACUAAACUGUGACAGGCAUCCAGAGAAAUGCACUCCCAAUCCUGCUGGGGGCUUAUAUCAGAGACUGAAUGAAUCAGGAUUUUCUCUGGCUGAGUCUCCAUUAGAUUCUUCCUGCAUAGUCGAAUUUCAAAGGGAAAACGACACUGCAGAAACCAGAUCUCCAAGUUUGGAGAUAUAUGCUAUGGAUAACAGUUCAACAGUAUUUGAUGGUUUAGGACAUAUAAUAAGAUACACAAGAGGAUGUAAAACUAACAGGAAACAGACAGGUUUUCAUAUUCAUCUGAAUUUCUAUUGGAAUUUAGUUUACGUGUAUGUGCCUCUACACUCCCCAAAUUUAAGGAUAUGCACGAAAAGUUUGUUGAAAAAAAUGACCCUCGAAAACUACUUGCUAGAGAGAGAAAAUUAUUUUUGCCUGUUUAAGGAACUGUACAAAACUAAUGAUGUAAGCCAAACAAUGGCAGGAACUUAUGCUGAAAACUUUCUGAAACCAGCAAUUAUCAAAGCAAUUGAGAAAAGGCUGGGGUCUGACAUUGUUAAUGACAUGAAAAGCAGGUAUCCUGGGGGAGAAUUUAAAACUAGAAUGAUCUUUCUCGUAGCAAUUAUGUAUGACUUGCACAUUAAAGAUCAUUUAAAAAAUUACUAUGAUUUCAUUAGCGUGGGUUAUUGCUAUAAUAGUACAUUUUAUGAGGAGAAGUGGCUACGUGACAGAAUAGUUCAGCAUUGUGAGAAGAGAAAUACAGGACACACCAGACUUUUUGAACUGGCCAUUGACAUUUUGAAAGUGUUAGUUAACAUACUGAGAAAAGAGAUAAAUAUUGACAAAGUUAAAAAAUGUAAAACAAUAGAGGAAUUUUUCAAGAAAGUAAGGGAAAGUGUUCAAAGCCAUCUAGUUAUAUCAUCAGACAUGGGCACAUUCGCAUCUCUGAUUGAUCUGCAGUGUUUUGUUAAAUAUUUGGAGACUGACAUUAACAAGAUUCAAAAGGACAUUGAAACAGAAAUUGAUCAGUGGGAAGUUGAUACAAAAAUAAAAUCACUGCCCUCCUCACCCACCGAAGUGCUUUAUGACACAUUAGCUGGAUGUAGGAAGUAUUGCUUCUGGUGUGGGGCCCCCUGUGAAUGCACCGAACCUGGUCAUGUGACACACAGUACUAACUAUCACAGACCACAAGGAGUAAAUGGUUAUAGGUGGGUAAAUACAACUAUAUUAGUAAAUGAAAUCUGUACAACACUUGUUGCAAGCAACAGUCCGUUUCAGAACAAGGACACUAACUGGCAAUGGGUUCCUUAUAAGGAUUACAAAUCUGUUAAUGAUUACUACAAAUCUUGGGACAUCAUACCAGACACAAGUCUGAUGGGAUCUUCUUACUGGAAGGCUGUGUUCUACAAAUAUAAUGAACAGUUUGCUACAGAGUACAAAUGCUUACCUGCUGAUGUUCCAUCUGAAUGGAAUUUUGACUGGAAAGUAGUUUGCCAACACAUGGCAGAAGCUUACAAUGUAACUCUAGACCGUUUGUGUGUAUUUGAGUAGAAACGUAACUAAGAAACAUGGAUACACACAGUAAAUGCAAGCCAUACCCUUUGUAAAAUGUGGAAAUCAUCUGUGUUUCACAUUUGUUAGCCACAAAGAAUAGCAAGGGGAGUAUGCUAGAAAUUAACUGCACAGCAUUUACAUGCACUUAUAUGAGCUAUGUAUGUAAUAAAAGUAUGUAUGUAAUAUUUAUAUAAAAUGUAGUGUUUUUAAAGUACUUCAGUAAAAAUUAGAACAAGCCACAUACUGAGGUAAACCAAAAGUGAUAUAAGUGAAGCUUUCUGUCAGCACAGUAUGGUAACUAUUAAUUUGCUCAGUUAACAUACAUGUGUUGCUAUAUAUUUUAUGUUAUCUAUACAGCCUUGUCAUAAACUCAUUUAUACAACCUUGUCAUAAACUCAUUUAAUCUGCUGCAUUUAUACCUGCUUGUUAGUCAUCUGACUACACUGAAACUGUUGUUCUAACCCUCUUAUUUCUGAUUUAAGCACUUGGGCUCCAAGCUAGUUAUCUUAGGUUCAUAGGUUCAUAGGUGUGUACUAGACUAAUGG
Protopterus annectens (West African lungfish) is the source of this 9758-nucleotide messenger RNA. RefSeq lists its product as uncharacterized. Gene Ontology annotation, biological process: DNA integration. NCBI's taxonomy places the organism in Eukaryota, Metazoa, Chordata, Ceratodontiformes, Protopteridae. Gene Ontology annotation, molecular function: GTP binding; nucleic acid binding. The record is from RefSeq and is a predicted model, not a curated record.